AUGGGGAAUUCCACUGAAAAUACGUGAGUUAAAUAAAACUUCCGGUUUCACUUUCAACAAAAAAAUUUGAAAUGUGAAAUAAAGUUUUAAACAUGAAUAUAACUGAACUCUCAUUUCCGAGAAAAAUUUGUCAUUCUAGAUUUUUUUCAGUUUGACAUCACUUCCCUCUUGUCACAAUUUCAACGGCUUGGAAAAUGCUGCAAAUUUGAACUAUCAAAAAACCGUUGAUUUGUUCAUUGGAGCAGCUUGUGAUGAAGGUUAUUUUUAACCAUAGAUACUUUUGUAUAGAUCAUUUUCAGAAACUCAAACGAUUUCUCGUCUCGCACUUCGAUGGCACAAAAUUUAUUUAUCAAGUGCACUUUUGAGUACGAAAGAGAAAGAGGAAACGACGAUUGCCUUGAAACCGCAUAGUUUGACAGGAACUGCUGAAGUUAUUUUAGCUGUUUGUAAAUCGAUGGGUUGGAAAGAGGUGCGGGAAUAAUGCUCUUUGAUAGAGGAAAAAAAGAUUUCCCAAAUAUUUUCUCGAUUAAUCACUUCAAAUGUUAUUUUUUAAAGAUUGGAUUUAUCCAUUCGGAAGAGACAAAAUAUAACGUGCACGCAAUUUAUGAUAUUUUGAGUGAACAUGUUGAUGAGCUAAAGAUUAAUGUGUUUUUGCAAACUGAUGGGCAUACGAACACUUAUACGAUUCUUCAUAGCACACGAGUUAUCUUCUCAUUUUUGACAAUCAAACAUUUGGGAACUUUCAUCAAAACAUUGAAGGAAAAAGCAGAAAGACCGCUAGAAUAUCCGAUUGUUCAUAUUGAUUUCAACAAGUGAGUUUGGAUUGAGAAAAUUCCAGAAAAUAAUCGGACAACGUUUUUCAGAACUACACCACAAUCAAUCUAUGAUACUUUGGAUAACUUGGCUUAUGAAGAAACUAAUCCAAUUACAGUUGCAAGAUUGAGAAAACUUCAUAAACAUGUUUCGAUACUUUAUAAUAUUCAUGAUGAUCAGACAAGAAUGGAAGCUUUCGCCAAAAAAGCAUAA
Molecule: messenger RNA, 1026 nt
Organism: Caenorhabditis angaria
Lineage: Eukaryota; Metazoa; Nematoda; Chromadorea; Rhabditida; Rhabditidae
Source: the annotation of a GenBank genome assembly